GGGACCCUAUUUGAGAGUUUUCUCUCUAGCAAAUCCAAGUUUAGACUUUAGACCAAUCAACAUAGUGUGUUAGAAAAAUAAGACGGGCCGAGUUGUUGGAUUGUUAAAAAGGAAUGGCCACCGACGAGUCGCGAGCAGUCGCCGGCCGAGUUUGGCACAGACCCACGCUACCUGAAGCAAUCAAAGAAGACAACUCUUCCUCGAGUUUGGCUGGUGGAUUUCAUCUACUCCUUCAAGCUUGAUUUUCUACCUUCAAUUUCAGCUUCUAAACUUUCAUCAGCGGUUUAGUAUUCUUCCAUGAGUUUCUCCAAUUCUUCUAAAACUGAGAGGAAUAUCACACAAUUUUAUCCUCUCUUCUUAAAGAUUUAAUGUAUUUCAAAUGGCCCUUUCUCUGAGAAAGCUUCAACAGACGCUUACAGCUGUACGCCUCUCAUUUUCGUGGGCUGAGAGUGAUGAUAAACUUGUCCGCGUCUUCGCCCGCAGUAGACAGACUUCCGGUAUAGGAAGACAUGUAUCUUACAUGCUGCUUGCCCGGCCUCUUUAUCACCUGAUUUAUAUCGGUAAUCGCAGUUGUAUCUAUUACAAUCAUUAUAAAGUUCCAUUUGAUUAUGAAAGUGCCUCAGAAUCGUAUAAUUCUAUCCAUUUUAGUCCAAUAGUGAAAUUUAUGGAUCUGAAGUACAGAGGGUUUUGUAGUAGCGCAGAUUCUGAAUCCGAGUUAAAUAAUUCUGAUGAGGAUGGAAGUGAAAAUGAAAAGGGACAAAACCCAAGUGAGGUUGAUAGGGUGUGUAAGGUGAUUGAUGAAUUGUUCUCACUAGACCGAAACAUGGAGGCGGUUUUGGAUCAAUGUGGGAUUAGUUUGACCCAUGAUUUGGUCACAGGUGUGUUGGAGAGGUUCAAACAUGCCAGAAGACCUGCUUUUCGGUUCUUCUGUUGGGCUUCCCAGAGGCCAGGGUAUGCUCAUGAUUCGAAAACGUAUAAUUCACUGAUGGCAAUACUCGGAAAGAAUAGGCAGUUUGAGACUAUGCUUUCAGUUCUUGAAGAAAUGGGUGAGAAGGGCUUACUCACUAUGGAAACCUUUGUGAUCGCAAUGAGGACAUUUGCCGCUGCAAAAGAGAGGAAGAAAGCUGUCGGGAUUUUUGAAUUGAUGAAAAAGUACAAGUUUGAAGCAGGAGUUGAGACCAUCAAUUGCUUGCUUGAUGCUUUGGGAAGGGCGAAGCUUGCAAAGGAAGCCCAUGUUUUAUUUGAGAAGUUGGAGCAUAGGUUCACACCGAACUUGCAGACAUACACAGUAUUGCUCAACGGUUGGUGUACGGUCAAGAACUUGAUGGAGGCUGGGAAGGUAUGGAAUGAGAUGGUAGACAAGGGUUUCAAGCCCGAUAUCGUUACACAUAGUAUAAUGCUAGAAGGGUUAUUGAGGGGUAACAAAAGGUCCGAUGCAAUUAAACUCUUUGAGGUCAUGAAGUCAAAGGGCCCACCCCCUAAUGCAAAAACCUACACAAUUUUGAUAAGAUACCUUUGCAAACAUAGGAAUAUGGACGAGGCGAUCAAUUACUUCGAUGAAAUGCUAAGUACGGGAUGUGGACCCGAUGUUGCGAUCUACACAUGUUUGAUCACGGGGUUUGGCAAUAUAAAGAAGAUGGACAAAGUCUAUGGGUUGUUGACGGAGAUGCGUGAGAACGGGUGUCCGCCUGAUGCCCAAUUAUACAAUGCGUUGAUCAAAUUGAUGACAAACCGGCGAAUGCCAGAUGACGCAGUGAGGGUAUAUAAGAAGAUGAUCCAAAACGGGCUUCAACCUACAAUUCACACAUAUAACAUGCUGAUGAAAUGUUUCUUUAUGACAAAGAAUCAUGACCUUGGGUUUGCAGUCUGGGAGGAGAUGAGGUUAAAGGGGUGUUGUCCCGAUGUGAACACUUAUACUGUUUUCAUUGGUGGGCUUAUAAGGGAGGGUCGGUCAACUGAGGCCUGUGAAUACUUGGAGGAAAUGAUAGGGAAAGGAAUGAGAGCUCCACAACUUGACUACAAUAAAUUUGUGGCUGAUUUUAGCCGAGCUGGUAAUCCAGAUAUAUUGGAGGAGUUAUCUCAGAGGAUGAAAAUCCAUGGGAAGUUUGAGAUAUCAAAUCUAUUUUCAAGAUGGGCUGAGAUGAUGAAGACUAGAGUAAGGAGAAGAACAAACCACCCUAUUCACUAACAAAUGCCUUGUUAAGUUGUUGUAGAAAGAUUCAUCCUGAGCUACGACUCAUUGUUUGAUUUUUACUUCACUUGUAUAAUGGAGGCAGAACGGGCACGUCAUAAGAGGCUGCCCGUUUGAUUUUUGGGUGGGGCUGGGAAGGUUUUGGAGGGUUCCCAUUUUGUUCUGAUAAUACAAACCGCCACAUUCUCCCAUUAAUUUUAUCUUUGAGAGUGAUAAGAUUAAUUCUUGGUUACCAACUUGUUCUUUGGAGCUGCAUCACCAACUUAUAGAAUUGUUUCAAUACUUAUUGGUGAGAAUGGCAAUGAGAUGCAUUUCUAUUAUUAUUACUAUCAUCAUCAUCAUCAUCAUCACCUAACUUUAACAAGUAUUGUCAAUCAUGCGCAGUAGUGUGGAAUAGCCGAGCGGCCGCUACCAGGUCUCCGCAGCGAGGUGAGCGAGCGGUUGGUAAGUUGGUUAUUGCAGCCAUAGCAGAUUAGAUAUUGCCUCAACCCUAAUUUCUUUUCUGCACUAUGAUUAGGUUUUUUGGGGUUAAUUGUUGCUCAUAUGGUAUUUUGGGGCUAAAGUUGAGCCCUUUUAUAACAUGUCAGAAGUCUUCUGCGUUGAAAAAAACUCUAUUCAGAUGUCAAUCUUUUUUGGCAACUCAUGAGUGAUCCUUCUCGAGCUUUUUGUGACCUCCGGUUACCUUGCCUGAACAUGGAGACUAAAAGGAAAUAUACCAGUUUCUUCUUCUGGCCUGUUUAAGCCCAGUGGUGAGAAUCUUAAUCCUGUUUGCAGUGUGAAAUAGUUUGAAAAUCAUGACAAGAAGACCGUUGCAUGUGGCUUAAGUGAAUAUGAUGAUUGAUGAAUGUCAUCCAGGAAAUUGUGUUUGAUUAUAUCAUCCUUUUAAAUUCACUUUUAACAUAUUUAUAUAUUUUGUUUUAACAUUAAUGCCUUUUUUUAAUUAGUGAUUUCAGUAAAACCCGUUUUGUGGCUUAUUAAGUAUUAACCUGAUCACUAUCAACUAUAUUUCCAUAACACUAAGUGGCUGCUUACUAAUAAUGAAGCUUUCUGUUUUUAUGGAAAACUGAAAACAUGUUUACUAAUUCUGUUUUUCAGAUUUAGAAAUGUCAACACAUUUUCUUCACCACUCUACAACAACAACAUCCAAGAUUCCAAGCCUUAGUCCCAAAAGAGUUUGGGGUCAGCUUCUUCACCACUUCUAAAAUAGAAAAACAGUAUUCCAAAGUAGAAAAAACAGUUUUCUAAAGUAACAUGUUACCUAGAGACCCUAGAGUCAUUAUGAUGGCAACAAAUACCACGUUUCAACUAAUGAUAGUACGUACAACAAUAAGUGACCUUAUUGCCAUUGUUAAUGGCAAUAUGAUAAAAGUGUUAUUUGCGUAUAAAUUUUUUACGCCCAAAUGUGAAAGCAAAAGAAUCUUACAAUAAGUAUUAGUAGAUGCUAUUUCUGUGGACGCUAAUGAAAAGGUUUUAACGUUUUAUUAGUAAUAAAACAUAAAAAGGAAAUGCUAGAUAGCUGUUUCCCCAAAGAGGAAUUGUGCUCUCUGUGAGAUACAAGGGAGGGGACAGUAGAAAUCAAAUCGACAACAAAGUUGAAGGAUUCCGAGGCAAUGUAUGACUUCUCAGUUAGUGCUGCAAUCGGUACUAGGCGAGUUUGGCUUCCCGAUUGAUCUAGACUUUCUAAGCCAAUACCACUUUGUUCUCAAUCCGUUCUCCUAUUCACUUCCAGCGCACCUUCUUCCGGUAUCCCCUUUUUCAUAUACCAUGUUUUUUCAGUUUUUUAUGACAUGAUUUCUAUUGCCUUUCGGUUCUUGUUAAUCAAAUUUUUGGAUGGGUGUUUAUGCGGCUGAAUUGUCAUUUGUCAAUGGGAAAAUGUACAAAUAUACCCCUCUAGUAUGGGUGUGAGAACAAAUACACCCAUGUUCUAUUUUUCGGAACAAAUAAACCCCUAAAGUAUAUGUUGAAGUACAUAUAUACCCCUCAUGUAAAACUUUUGAAAAAUGCAAAAGUACCCCUCAUGUUAUAAAGUAUGGGGUAGCAAAAAUACCCCUAUUGACUUUAGAUAAAUAAAAUAAAUAUAAAAAAAAUACCAAAAAUAAAUUAUAAAUUCGAAAUUUAAAAAUUAAUAUUUAUUAUUAGGUUAAAAUAUUCACUCUUUAAUUUUCAAUUGCAAAAUUAUUAUUUUUUUCGUUGUAAAUGAAUCACUUCAAAUUCAUUAAUUUUAGUUUUAGUCUUGUUACGGAAUUUUGUACACGUAACAUUUUCUAAAAUAACAUUCUUUGAUUUUGUUUAACCUUAAUAAAAUUAGAUUCACUAUAUUAUAAUCUUGGACUAUUUAUCAUCAUCCAAAAUAUGUAAUUUUAUAGUGCAAAGAAUGAAAAAAAUUAAUAUUUUUUUACAUUGCAACACAUAUUUUAACACUUUUUCGAAAGAAUCUUAAAUAUAUAAUAAAGUUUUGAAAUAAUAUUUUAUACUAACAAUAUUAAAUUGUGAUAUAAAACAAUAAAAGGGAGAAUUGGACACAAGUAUAUUUUUUAUUUUUUUAUUUUCUAAUUUAUAAUUUAUUGGUGUUUUUUGAAGUUUAUAUUAUCAAUUUAAAGUCAAUAAGGUUAAAUUUGCUCUUUUAUAUGAAUAUAAAGAGUAUUUUUGCACAUUUUAAAAGUUUAGGGGUACAUAUGCACUUCCACACAUACUUCAGGAGUAUAUUUGUUUAGAAAAAUAGAACAUGAGUAUAUUCGUUCUCACACUCAUACUACAGGGGUAUAUUUGUACCCGUUCCCUUUGCCAAUUGUAUGUCACAAGGGGUUUCUGGUAAUAUAUUUUUGGAUUUUGAUUCUUUUCCUAUUUUGAUAUGCCUUAUUUGAGAAUUCUAGAAUUUUUUGUUCCUUUUUAAGGAAGGGGAAUAUUAAUUUGUUCACAGUCAACAGCUGUGUUAAACAGAUAGAAAAACUUAACAAGAAGAUUUUACCACACUAGUAUUGACAUUCUCGUACCAUCUCGAUCCCAAACUGUACCUACUAUAUGUAUUAUGUACCGACAGAAUAUGAUAUAAUAUGUGAAAUGAAGGUAUGCUCUACUAUAUGUCAUAGAAAAGGUCAGUACACAAUUCUCGAGAUUCAUAUUUAUUCCUGAUACUAAUUUUACCUAAAACCAUAUUCUUUCCUAAUUGGUUGUCUUGUUCUCGUAUUGCAGGGAUUUCCAACGGAAGCACAACCAUCUAAACUUGCAACUAGCAAAGGCUCUGCAAACAGAUACUUUUAUUUAGAUAAAUUGGCCGAGGGACUGAGGGUUGACUUGUUUGAUAACUUUUGAUGGUUUACUCGUUCGUCACUUUCUCAUUAUAUUAGUAGAGUGAAUUCCCUAAAUAGGACUAAAAAGUGGCAAAAUUGCACAAAUAGGACUACAUUUUUUAAAUUCCCUAAAUAGGACUAUUUAUGUGUGUUUGGACAAAUAUACCCUUGUAACUUGUGAAAUGUUUUAAUUAAUAAUAAAAUCAUAAAAAUAAUAAUAAAAAUCGAAAAAAAUACUAAAAAUCAUAAAAAAAUAAUAGAAAAUUAAUAAAAAUAUUUUUUUAAAAAAAUAAAUUUUUUUUUUUAAAAAAUUAAAAAAAAUAAAAAAAAUCGUAAAAUUAAAAAAAAAAACAUUACCACCCCUGCCACCCCCAGCACCACUAGCUCCCAUCACCGGAGAAAAAUAUGCCAACAUUUUAAAUUAUGCCAUAAUGAUGGCAUAUUCAAUGAAAAUGUUGGCAUAUUGAAGAGUAAUUAUGCCAUCUUUUUGGCAUUUUCAGAAAAAGAUGGCAUUUUUUUACCAAAAGUGGAAGAAAUUUCACCAAUCGGAGGUGGUGGUGGUGGGAGGCGGCAGGAGGCGGUGGGAAAGGUAUCCAUAAUUUUUUUCAUUUUUUUAUGGGUUUUUACUAUUUUUUAUUAUUUUUUAAAAAAAAUUAAAAAAAUAAAAAAUUAAAUUUUUUAUUUUAUAAAUUUUUUAUAAAUUUUUAUAAUUUUUUUACGUUUUUUAAAUAUUUUUUACGUUUUUUUAUGAUUUUAUUAUGAAUUAAAGCAUUUCAUUAGGAAUUAAUACUCUUAGGGGUAUUUAGGGUAGAAAAUCAAUGUUUAGUCCUAUUUAGGGAAUUUAAAAAGUAGUAGUCCUAUUUGUGCUUUUAAGGAACUCAUUAGUCCUAUUUAGGACAAUUUCCGAUAUUAGUAUGGGCUGUGUUGUAGCUUUUCCCUUUCAUCAAACUCAGCUCACUGCAGUAAAUUUCAAACUUGAUUCGCCGGAGCCUGGGGGGUAGAACUGCUAUCUUGUGAGAUUCAUUUCAUUUUCUUGAUGCAUUUAUUUACUUUUCUCAAAUGUCCUCUUAAGUUUAGGCUGAGGAGCUAAACAAGGAGAUAUUUGAUAACUGUCACUCAAAUUCCAAAUUAGAUCAAAUGAAUCUAAAAGUAAUUUUCUGGAUCCAUUUUUUUGUACAUAUUGUUCUCUUAUCACGUAUAUGCAUCCUAGCUAGUUAAUAGCUUCUCGUAUUACAAAUUUGUGUUUGUUA
Cuscuta epithymum is the source of this 6731-nucleotide messenger RNA. Lineage: Eukaryota; Viridiplantae; Streptophyta; Magnoliopsida; Solanales; Convolvulaceae. The record is from the annotation of a GenBank genome assembly.